UAUUUAAGCCUGUGCAUUAUCCAAUAAAGGCCUCAGAAACUAGUUACGUGUGCUAAGAGUGUGCCUCUCAAAUACAUUACUGAUCACAAUCUGAUCACAGACACCUUGUGCAACACAGAUCACAACCUGGACAUACAUAAAAAUAAAGUUUUUAUUGUGUGUAAUAAAACAAAAAUAAGUGAAUCAAAGACAAAAUUAAACAGCUACAAAAAAAGAACGUGGAGACCAUUAAAAAAUUGCAGUUUGGAUUUUAUUGUAUAUUCUACACAGCAGGUCAAGAAACAGGAGGAAAAUAUCUUUUAUUCACCCUGAAAAUAAUUAUGUAAACUGACUACAGAAAAUUCUACAAAAAGUUGUGCUUUAUACAAGAACUUGUACAAAAUGGCUGACUUUACUUCCCAAAGCUUCACUGACAAUAUGUCGUGGACUUUAGUUAACUCUAGUUUAGAAAAUUUUACCCAAAGUAUGGAUAACUUUACCAAUAUAACCACAACCAUGGCACCAGCGCCUGAAACAAGUCAUUUGAUUGUACGUGACUUAAUUUACAAUCAUCUUGGACCGUUUGUGUGUAUUUUUGGUAUGCUUACAAACGUCAUUAAUUUGGUGGUUUUGACACAAAAUCAGCUACCAGAGUCACCAUACACAUCUCUGACAGGUCUUGCAUGUACUGACUUCAGCGCGCUGAUGCUUUCAUUUAUUUACAUGGAGUUUUCUAAAGACACAUACACUUACGAAUGGCGUAUCUUUGAUGCGUAUGUAUUUAUAGGUCUAGUGAAUGUCUGUACAACGUCCAGCGUCUGGAUAACUGUACAAUUAACAGUUGAACGGUUCCUGUUUGUACGUCAUCCCCUUUGGGCAAAAGAUACGUGCGAUCGGGCGAGCGCUAAAGUGAAGGUUCUGAUGACAGUUGCCGCUGCAGCUGUGUUCAACAUCCCAAGAUUUCUUGUUUUCAAACCGAAAAUGUUACCAAAUGGAUUAUGGAUACUAGACUCGACUGAAUUCCGGCGUGGGACGGUGUUCUACGUCAUCAACUGGGUAUACAGUGUGUGUAUACACUUCCUGCCGCUGGUAGUUCUAAGUGCUGCGAACAUCUACUUGGUAUAUGCUGUUCACCAAGCUGGACAACAGCGUCAGAAGCUACACAUUCGGAACAAUCGGGAAGCAGCCUGGCAAAGAGAACAACGUCGACUUACAAUUACACUGAUCAGUAUCGUUUUCCUGUUUAUCGUCUGCAUAAUUCCAUCAGCGUUUUCAGAUUUCCCGAUUGCCUUUGCCCUGUUUGGUCGAGACAAGACAGAACUACAGUUCAAAACUUCAUCAUUCUAUUUUAGUCUUCAAUACAUAGCAAACUUUCUUGUGUGGGUAGAGCUCUCACUUAACUUUGUGCUUUACUGUGCAUUCAAUGAAAAAUUUAGACGAGUGAUGAAAUUCACUGCAACUCGCUGUAUAAAAAAACUCAAUGUUCCUUUCUGCCGUAAAAAUGGAAACAUUCUUUUGCAUGUGAAUUUCAAAUCUGGACAAAGCAGCACGCGGAACAGCGUUCUGCACACAAAUAGCCUAUCUAUGAACACAAAAGGGUCGUCAGUCCACCAUGAGGGACAACCUCUACAGAAGCACAUAGAAACUGGCGAGAAAAAGGAUGCAGUCCCAAAUGGGGAAACUCCUCUUUUAAAUCAAAACGUGUAAAACUUUAAUCUUUAAAACACAGACACAUUAAUUUGUGCUAAAAACAUUUGUUGAAACAUAAAAUGAAAAGUGCUAUUUAAAGGGCCAACUUACUGAACAUUGGGGAAGACUUAUUUACUGGAGACACUGUGAUUUGAAGUGAAAUUGUGAAAAUUGUCUACAGCAACAGUAGCUUAUGGACAAAGACAUUGUUGAGAAGAAAAUUCAAGAAAACCCAGGAAACAAAAUGUAAUGAAAAGGGACUUUUUCACAUGACGUGGUUCAUAUGAACAUACAAGGAAAAGUUGUGCAGUACGCUGACCUUUCCCAUAUGUCCUUCUAGCAGACAGACUGCAGAAACAAGUGCUGGAAAUGAAAAUUAUCAAACUAAGUGUAACCUUAACCCCAGUUUUCAUCAAAUACAGUUGAAACUUGAUAUCUCAAUAUCUCAUACUCGCUUAUCUCAAAAUUCCAGCUAUCUCAGAAUUAUAAAUGAGCCGUGCCAUGAGAAAACCAACAUAGUGGCUUUGCGACCAGCAUAAAUCCAGACCAGCCUGCGCAUCCGCGCAGCCUGGUCAGUAUCCAUGCUGUUCGCUAACAGUUUCUCUAAUUGCAAUAGACUUUGAAAGCGAACAGCAUGGAUCCUGACCAGACUGUGUGGAUGUGCAGGCUGGUCUGGAUCCAUGCUGGUCGCAAAGCCACUAUGUUCGUUUUCUCAUGGCACGGCUCAAAUAUUGUCAACAAAGAAAGACAUAUUUUGACAAGACUAUGUUGAUUUUUUAACUUAAAAUGGCUAUCUAGAAGGCCAUUUCAAGUCCUGCCCCAAAAGCACAAUGGCAUGCAUCAAACAUCAUUUUUAAGUCAAAAUUUGGUAACUUGAAAUUUGAGAUAUCAAGUUUAAACUGUACCAUGUUAAUCCAAUAUCCCAUGAAUUUAUAUAAACUGUGUACAAUUAUCUAGCUGAAUUAUUAUGUUUGUUACCAGUUGUUGUUAUUAUGAUAGUUUCUUUAUAACUCCUGUCAUACAACAAAUUGAAAAAAAUAGGGCAUUUUUUCACAUCAAAUCUUAAAGGGGAAUACCAACCAAAUUACUUUAUUUUUUCUUAAUUUGAGAAAUUUCUUUAGUGUAAUGUACUAUAAAACAAACAAGUGGAUGAAGUCUAAGAAGUUAUAUGCAUAUGAAAUACACAUUUUGUAAAAUACAAGAAAACUCCUUAUGUUCUGGCGGGAGUGGAAUAGAGGGCAAGGGAAAAUUUUAGUAAGGCACAGACUGUGAGUUGUACACAGAAUCUGUAGAGGGUUUUUACCAUAUUAUUCAUAGUCCAUUGCCAUAAACAUUGUGUAAAUAAGAAUUAACAUGGAAAAGCUGUGCAAGAAUGCAUAGAUAUCAUACUUAUUUUUCAAUAAAUGCUAUGCUUAGCAAAUGAGGCAGAGAGUAUGUAUGUCACAAAGGGCCUUCUAUGUGUUCUGACAAAAAGAACAGCACCAAUCCUUAGCAUUAUUACCUCAACAAGGCAUCAUGGGAAAGGAGACAACCAAGAACAGCCAUUUAAGGGCAAUAGGUGAAUCAAAAUUUUAUGGAAUUAUCAUCUUUUUGCAUGAUUAUUAUCAUAAGGUAUUAAAUGAAAAAUCAAUUGUUUCCUGUUGGGUAUUUUUGCUGACACUGGUAGUUUUUACCACUUUUUGUUAUUUUAAGUCUCUUUCUGUGAUAUUUUUCACUUUCUAGUUUAAGAUGAAUCAGCAAGAAGCUUAUCAGAACAUUAUUACGGUAUAUUAAGAUAUAAUGUUAUCGUAAACAAAACUAAAGUAGCAUAUAUUAACAGAAAUUCAUUUAAAAUAUUUCAAACAACACCAAAUCACAGAAAGCAAAUUUGUUUUACAUCAAAACUGGAGCAAAAUUAUAAUAUCUGCAUAAUGUAUAUUUCCCUACAAAACAACUGUCAAUUGACUGAUCACCAUUAUGUACUGGACUCCAGAAAAGGACACAAAAAGGGGCCAUACAUCUGGACAAUGCAGCCCCUCUUAAAGCUCACCACUUUCAAAGAAAUGUUACAUAUAUGUAUAUUCCUUCUGAUGCAUUUACAAUAAUGUCCUAGUGCUGAAAUUUCACUUGACUAUGUAUAACAUAAGUUUAGUUUUCAGCAGUUGUUUAUUCUUAUUUCUUUACAAAAGAAAUUAUUUUUUAAAGGGGGACAACAAGUAAUAACAGGUAGAUUGCUGGUAAAGAUGUUGUUCCUUUGUUGUUUGGUGAUAGAUCAGUUUGAAUAGAACAGGAAUGCUGAUCAAAAUUUCUACUAGCACAGAUGCAACACAAUAUGAAAGUGAUAAGUACAGAUUUCAUACUUAUAUUUAAAAUCUACUGCCUACUGCCAGUUAAGUGAAAUAAUUUGUAAACACAACUGUCCUCAUUUUAUAUUGUCUUUUGCCCUCGUAAAUAUGCCACAUUUCAAUAUCAGUCAUUGUCAAGCCAACCUGUAAUUAUAUUUUAGAAAUGCUAAUGAACUGAAUUAAUGAAUUGACAAGAAUACAAAUCUAAAUUUUCUCCCCCACAUUAACAAAUAUAUCAAUUUCUGUGGCAGCUGUAUAAAAUAAAUGUCAUAAAGUUAAUAUGAUUAUUACUCUACAUUCAAUUUCAAACAAUGAAUAAAGACAUUAAUUGAGUUAAAUUAUUUCUCUUUAUUCAAUAUCGAAGUAAGUCUGAUUAUUUCUUUGAAUUCAAAUUCCAACAAUGCAUAAAGGCAUUAAAUGAGUCUUCUUAUUUCUUUAAAUUCAAAUCAAAAUAGAUUGAACAAGUGAAUGAAGUAUUGCCAUGCAAUACAAAGUCCCCUACUGGAAGGCACCUAAUUUUUUCUACUGCAGUAUAACAUAAUGAACUGAUAUCUGUCAAUGAUGUAUGAACAAUAUUGUACUACAUAUACAAUAUGUUAUAACAUUAUAACAACACACUUGGAUUAAAAUGUGCAUAUAUAAAAACCCACAGUUGUUUUCAUAUUGAAUUUUUUUGGCUGAUUAUAAAAAUGUUAUCAUGUAAGUUAUUUAUAGUAACAACAAAGGGAAAUUAAUCUUUAAAAAAAAAAAAAAAAAAAAAAAAAAAAAAAAAAAAAAAAAAAAAAUUAAUAAUAAU
Molecule: messenger RNA, 4788 nt
Organism: Mercenaria mercenaria
Lineage: Eukaryota; Metazoa; Mollusca; Bivalvia; Venerida; Veneridae
Product: FMRFamide receptor-like
Exons: 2
Coding region: 382-1686 (434 amino acids)
Biological process (GO): G protein-coupled receptor signaling pathway
Cellular component (GO): membrane
Molecular function (GO): G protein-coupled receptor activity
Source: RefSeq, a predicted model, not a curated record